CGGAGAGCUGGCUUUCCCCAAUGGCUGUACCGCUUCUGAUCGCCCGGCAAUGUUGCCGAGGACGGACCAAAGGAAAUACCAUGGCAUAGUCAACGCCUUGUAUUACACCAGCGUUGUCAACGGAUGCGAGACCUGCCAGGCGUGCAUCUCUCUUUUGGAUACCUGCUUUAGUUGAUGCGGCGCCCAAGUACUUGGUCCUUAUCUGCCCGGCGGCGCUCGUUUGCGGUUCAUUGAUGCCCUUCAUAUAACCUGCGCGAGCGUCGCCCUGUUGGCACUUCGUGCAUAAACCCUUUCUUCGACGUGCUGUUCCCCCUUCUGAGGAGAUGGCAGAGCCGCACUCCCCUGCUAACGGUGUCGAAACGGUUCACUUGCCUUCGGCGAGCUUCCCAAGCACUGCUUCGACAGAGAAGGUACAGGAGGAGCAAGAAACUGAUGUCUUGGAUCCAGAGGUAGAUGCCAACGGGCAGUAUCUGACAGGAUUGCGGCUCGCGUUCACCUUUGUCGGGCUAUUGUUGUCUCCGUUGAUUGGGACACUGGACCUGACAAUCGUUAGUACUGCAUUACCGACCAUUCUGUCUGAGUUUGACGGGCUAGGUCAAGUUACAUGGGUCCCUACUGCAUAUUUGCUUACUGUGACGGCUUUUACACUUCCCGUUGGCCAACUUCUAUCCUUAUAUCCUACAAAACCGGUGUAUAUCACCUCUAUCAUCAUUUUCGAGCUAGGGAGCCUUCUGUGUGCUGUUUCGACUUCUAUGCGCUUCCUGAUCGCUGGGAGAGCGAUCGCCGGUAUAGGAAAUGCAGCCAUGGUGACGUGCGUGGUUUCUGCCAUUGCGCAGAUCGCAAAGCUCGAGACUCGGCCGGCGUUGUUUGGUCUGAUUGGGGUGGCAUGGGCAAUUGCUUCAGUUAUGGGACCGCUGGUCGGUGGUGCAUUUACAGCUCGAGUAACUUGGCGAUGGUGCUUUUACAUUAAUCUCCCGAUUGGCGGGGUCUCGCUUUUGAUCUCGUGGUUCAUGCCGUAUGGGAAAACUCUGACAAAGUCCAAGCCGUCUGACACAAAGUCAGUACUUCGGCGUAUAGCAGAGGUUGAUUGGGUAGGGGUCCUGAUCUCGGUUUGCACCGUUGUCGCCUUUUUGUUUCCGCUGCAACUUGGAGGAAACACAGAUCCUUGGGGGUCAGCACAAGUCAUAGUACCUCUAGUCCUCUCAGCUGUCGGACUUGCUCUGUUUAUUUGGUGGCAGCGCUACGUAGGCGAUCAUGCGUUAUUACCAUGGAAAGUCAUGCGCCAGCCGGUGGUGGCAUCAUGUUUCAUCGCGUUUUGCAACUUUUAUGGUAUCAUGGUUGGAAUCUACUACAUUCCGCUUUGGUAUCAAUCACAAGGGAGGACUGCAAUUCAGUCCGGCAUAGACCUCCUUCCAUUCAUUCUAUCAAGUGUCUUAUCAUCGAUGGUGGCCGGAUUUUUGGCCAACGGAACUGGAAAAUAUUGGAUCUUGAUGGUCGUGUGCCCGUUGCUAUCUUCUAUUGGGUUCGGUUUGAUGUACACGGUCGAUGUCGGCUCCAUCGAGGGUAAACUGAUUGGAUACCAGAUAAUCAGCGGUAUUGGCGUCGGUUCUACACUACAGAUGCCAGAGCUAUCUAUACAGGCUGAGUUAGUUCACGAAGAAGAGUUGAUUCCUCAGGCUGUUGCGCUUAGUGCUCUUUUUGAAGGACUUGGCGGCAUUGUUGGACUUGCCAUCGGAGGGGCUAUCUUCCUCAAUCAACUCACGCACAACUUACAUAACUACGCGCCAUUGCUCCCAGCUUCGGUGGCAUCGAGCGUGCAGCAGAGUAUCGCUUACAUUUUCACGCUUCCAAUAGGAGAGCGGGGUGCGGUAGUGCAGGCAUACGUGAAUAGCCUUGAUCAGGUGUUCCUCAUUGGCGUACCCAUUGGUGCUAUCUCGAGCUUGAUAUCGCUAACGUGUAUAAAGAACUACAACUUGAAGACUCGAUCUGCGACGGCCACGAAGAAAGAGGAGGGGAAGCAGGCCGAGACACCCUAGUCUUACAAGCCAAUGCGCCAUCCUCUCUCUUGCUAUCUUAUAUCAUUGUUUUCUGAUAUGCAUUACCACAAAUAAACGUUCA
This is a messenger RNA of Coniophora puteana RWD-64-598 SS2, 2118 nucleotides long. Its product is annotated as MFS general substrate transporter. NCBI's taxonomy places the organism in Eukaryota, Fungi, Basidiomycota, Agaricomycetes, Boletales, Coniophoraceae. Gene Ontology annotation, molecular function: transmembrane transporter activity. The coding region runs from base 324 to 2036 and encodes 570 amino acids. The transcript has 20 exons. Gene Ontology annotation, biological process: transmembrane transport. The record is from RefSeq and is a predicted model, not a curated record.